This is a messenger RNA of Pungitius pungitius (ninespine stickleback), 2136 nucleotides long. RefSeq lists its product as uncharacterized. The record is from RefSeq and is a predicted model, not a curated record. Lineage: Eukaryota; Metazoa; Chordata; Actinopteri; Perciformes; Gasterosteidae. The transcript has 3 exons. Gene Ontology annotation, molecular function: nucleic acid binding; zinc ion binding. The coding region runs from base 932 to 1972 and encodes 346 amino acids.
UUGACUGGUCGCAGGUGGUUUCAAUCACUUCAUUCUCUUUGGACCAAUCAUGAAGUCACUGCAUGCUAUAUAGGCGGGGGGUUUGACAUCUUGACCCGUUACUCUUUGUUGCUGGAGGUACAUUCCGCUCUGGGUCCUCUCGCGUUCGCGGCGCGCUCACGGUUGUGCAACAGUGUCUCCCUGUCACCAACCCAGGCUUUCCUUUAAUGGAAUCGGGUUGAGCGGUGCCGCUGUUGCUGAGUGCCGAAGGUGGUGGUGUCGGUGUCCCAGGUGGUGGUGUCUCCCUCGCGUGUGCUGUGUUUUCCCCCGUUUGGUUUAAUUUGAGUUUUGCUUGCUGUAGUGUGUGUUUGUGUGUGCACGUGUGAUUGGGGUGAUCCUUCCCUGAGACCCCACACCCCGUUGGCCCUGUCCCUCCACCGGUAAGGCCUCAGUACCUAUUUUCCAUAUUUAGUAGGUCGGGUAUUUUAAAUGGUAUUUUAUAUUUGAUGUUUUAGUAAUUGUAGUAAAUAAAAUUAUUUUUAUAACGGAACUACGUCUCUGGCUUCACGCAUAAAUCGAACCUGUGUGCUUUCUGCAUUUAAAUUAAUUAUAGUACGAUCCCAUUCUCGGGGUGAAAUUCCCCGGGUGGCGUUGCCGGUGUCAUCGGUGUCGAGCGGGCCAAAAAGGCGCUCCACACCCACAGAGUUCCACUCGCCACAAUCUGGCGUUGCUGGCAGGAUAUGCACUUUUGAAAGCCAUAGACGUUUGUACCUGUUUUACUGUAUUUGGAUAGUGUAACUAUUGUAUUGUGGGUUACUGUGUUUAACCUUGUUUUCUUGUGUUUUAUUUAUUUUUGAGACAAAACAGCAGCUGGCUUCUUCCCACUUCUGUGGCUCUCGACGAAUUGCUGUUAAUUUCCUGUUCGGCCCCAUUGUAUCAGUAGGGCUUCGUUAUGGGCGAGGAGUUACAGGAGUUGAGAGAUUUAGUUGCACAGUUACGAGCGGAUAAUGAGAGGAUGCGCCAGGAGCAGAAUGUCAAUACUCCUGGUCCCAGUUCUGCGGCCCCUACGAUUCCCACAGUUAAUGCCCCCGUAACUGAGCGACUGAUUGUUGUACCUCGAGAUAGAAAAUGUCCCACGUUUCGGGGUAGAUCAGGUAUAGGGCUCACAGAGUGGCUUGAUGAGGUGCAGGCCUGCAUGAGGGCGCGCCAUCUGUCUGUUGCCGAUCAGGCCUUUUUCUUGUUUGACCAUUUGGAGGGGGAAGCACGCGAAGAAAUAAAGCAUCGGCCUAGUACAGAGCGAGGUGACCCAACCAAAAUUAUAGAGGCAUUACAGGAGUUGUAUGGUUGUUAUGAGUCAUACGUAGCCCUCCAGGAAGCUUUCUUUUCUAGACGGCAGCAGGACGGAGAGACACUGCAAGAGUUUUCCCUUGCCCUAAUGAGUCUUAUGGCAGCCGUGAAACAGAGUGCCCCUAAUGGCAUGCCAAAUUCUGAAGUAUUGUUGCGCGACCAGUUUGUAGAGCACGUGUUUGAAGGUGCUCUCCGCCGUGAGCUAAAACAGUUGGUGCGCCGGAAGCCUACUAUGGUUCUACUUGAGGUCAGGGGCGAGGCCAUCCGGUGGGAGCGUGAGGGUUUGCCUGGGGGUGCUAGGGGCCGAAGUCAUUCCGUCCCCUCCGCCUUGGGCAUGCAGUUUGGAGUACAGUGUGGUCCUCAGGGUUUGAAUACUUCGCAAGCGUCUGAUCUGAGUGAGAUGAGAGAAAUGUUGAAGCUGCAGCAAGAGCAGUUAAACCAGCUUACUCAAAGCAUUGCUCUCCUACAAAGCUCACAGCCACGCAAUCGUCCACCUUAUAAGGGCCCUGUUAUAUGUCGGCGUUGUCAGCAACCAGGUCACUUUGCUAGGGAGUGUGAGGGGAUACGUGCCCCACCUCACACUGAGCCUGUUCUGUCUGCUCACCAACAGUCAAGUAGGCAAUUGCGUCACCUUUCGGAAAACUAGCGCCCGCCGUAUUGCAGAGUCACAAUGCGGAGGGGGCAGCCACUGGCUCGGAGGUUAUCCCAAGUGUUUUGGAGGAAGUUCCUAAAUUGAUUUCCUCUUGUCCACAUCUGGACGUGACUAUGGGAGGGGUUGAUAUUCCGUGCUUGGUGGACACUGGAUCCAUG